UACAUUUUACUUUUCAUUAUUCAGUUGGUUCGCCCUUUUUCAACUCACCAGCACAGAGAAAGAAAGGCAGCAGACAAAUUGCACUUUCCAUUAAAACAUCAAUCAAUCAAUCAAAUAAAUAAAUAAACAAAACCCAACUAUAAAAAUAAGUUGCAGAAAUAAUGGUGCCUUCCUUGACUCAUUUCUCUGUUUGCUUGACUGUGAUUGUGCAGUCCAGUUGCACUCAUGGUAAUGGGAAAUGCUGGUGGUAGAGAAGAUGGAGAAGGAAACUCAGGAGCAAAGAAGAAUGGAUAUGAAGUAGAUAAUGAGCAGUCUAAUUCAGACCCCAUGCUUCACUCCCCUCCCUAUAGUCCUAACGAGGCUUAUCAGCUUCCUUUCCAAUUCCCUCCACAGAUCCCUAUGUUCCCCUGGCUAAGAUCUGCUGAAAUGAUGCAAGCCCAAAAUGAUGUGCUAGUGCAAAACACUACACGCUACGAGGAUCUCCAUUGUGAGAAUAACUUGCCGUGGGAAUACAUUGAUUCAGGCAAAGCUUUGGAUUUUCAGAUCUCUGAUGCUCCCUUGCCAAGACCUGGUCAAAUGAUGCAACUCCAAAAUGAUCAACCAGUACAAAAUACAACAUAUUAUGAGGAUCUCCAAGAGGAGAAGAGAGCAGUGAUGAUAACAUGGUGCUUUGGUGGCAAGAAAGUAGCUAUUACUGGAUCAUGGGACAAUUGGAAGACCAGAGAACCCUUGCUCUCGUUGGGUAAAGAUUUCAUUAUCAUGAAGAUGCUCCCAUCAGGUGUCUACCACUACCACUUCAUUGUUGAUGAGCUGAUUAGAUAUGCUCCAAACUUACCAUGGGAAUUUGAUGAGUCUGGAAGUGCUUAUAACGUUUUGGAUUUGCAGGAGUUUGUUCCAGAAGCUCCUGAAAGCCUCUCAGAGUUUGAAUCUCCUCCUUCCCCGAUAUCAAGCUAUGACAAUCAACCACUAAAUGAUGGUGAUUUCAGCAAGCCUCCGCCCGACCUGCCUCCACAGCUCCGGACAACUUUAAUAGAUGAGCGAAGAUUCAUCAUUAGAAGUCGCAAGCCCUCGCCAAGGCCUUCUCAUACGAUGCUGAAUCAUCUUUAUGAGCAAGAUGGUGAUGAUGGUCAGUCUGUGGCUCUUUGCUCAACACAUCGAUUUCUUCAAAAAUAUGUGACUGUAGUACUAUACAAGUCCUUGCAUAGGUAAAUCAAAUCGUUAUAUCUUAAUAUAUAUUUUAAUACUGAUAUUGUUGACACGAUUAAAAGGAAAAAGUUAAAAGAUAUGGUAGGAUAAGAAAAGAUUUAGCAUAGGAUAAGUAAGGUUAUAUGCCAUAUGAACAUGCUCUUCAGUUGCUAUGCCUUUUGCACAUGAUGUUCACUUCUACUUGGAACCUUUCAAUGCCGAGUUUCCAAUUUUGUAUUGGGUUUUGGAAUGUACACAAAAGAUUCAUUUA
This is a messenger RNA of Theobroma cacao (cacao), 1456 nucleotides long. RefSeq names its product SNF1-related protein kinase regulatory subunit beta-2-like. NCBI's taxonomy places the organism in Eukaryota, Viridiplantae, Streptophyta, Magnoliopsida, Malvales, Malvaceae. Gene Ontology annotation, molecular function: protein binding. The record is from RefSeq and is a predicted model, not a curated record.